Toxorhynchites rutilus septentrionalis is the source of this 737-nucleotide messenger RNA. RefSeq lists its product as uncharacterized. NCBI's taxonomy places the organism in Eukaryota, Metazoa, Arthropoda, Insecta, Diptera, Culicidae. The coding region runs from base 108 to 638 and encodes 176 amino acids. The record is from RefSeq and is a predicted model, not a curated record. The transcript is spliced from 2 exons.
UCACCACCGUCAUCGGUGGUGGCGCAGAGCGGAUUAUCGAUAGCUUGUUGUUUCUCAUUUAGGUGGCGUAUUUUGGUUGAAAAACAGUGCUUCUGGGUGCUCCAACGAUGAUACUCAUUGCAAUGCUUUUGCUUGGCCUGAUCAUCUCGGGGGAGACCCAAACCGGUGAAGGAUGCCUAGGGUAUUCCUGUCGGACAUACAACGAAAUCAACACUCUCUGGUGCCACUCGGAUCCGACCUACUUCUGCCAGUGCCGUCCAACUGCGGAGGGAACCUGGAUCGAACAGGAAAUGCCUUGCCCACGAGCCGAAACCUAUUUCAGCUUCAAGUACCAGGCAUGCGUCCGGCAGGAAAUGUGGACCCCUGAUGAAUGCGAGAAGCUAGGGGGUUCGGGCGAGGAUGUGCCAAACCCAGAAGACCCAAGUGAUCUAUGUGCUAAUCCUUGCGAUUCUUAUGAAAACAUUCACAGACUGUGGUGCUAUCCGGACGAGCCGAACGCGUUCUGCCAGUGUAAACCAACACGGGAGGAAGGAUUAUUCGUGGCAGUAAGAAUGCCGUGUGCCCUUGAAACGGUGUUCAGUUUCCAACGACAGACUUGUAUGCACAACAUUCAGUGGACCGAUAGUUGUCCGGAUUGAGCGAUGCAAACGAAGAAGAAAAAAAACAAACGAACAAAUGGUUUGAAUUGUUACGUGGAAUCGUUACGAAGCGAAUGAAUAAGAGAAACCAAUUUCGAC